AUGGCGAGCUUCGGCGAUGACGUGUCCAUGGGAGACUUCCGACCUCCCCAAGGAGACAACGGCGACAGCAGUCCGGAGGCUGCUACUGGGGCGGGGCUAGCGGGUCACACAAGCGAUGGUUCUGUUUUGAACGUGCAAAUUCCGGCAAUUACGCCCCGCAGCAAUGCGCUAGGGGUUGGCGCAGCAGGCGCCGGCGGGGCCAGCGGCGGGGCUUUUGGGUCGGCAUCUCCGUCAGCGAGGGAAACUAAGAGCCAGAUACACAGGGCGUCCGUGGCCCGCGCCAUCCUGGAGGCCAAGUACAAGAACUUGAACCAGGAGUCGCAAGACAGAGAGGAGAGCCAACAGAAAAUUCAGAUCCUGAACGCAAGAAUGGACCAGAUGGGCAUCGCAGAGUCGGAGAGGGACCAGUACCGCCAGCGCGUGUGGCAGGAGUGUCUUACUAACAUCCGUGAGGGGCGGAAGCGGCUGACCAAGGCCGACUUCGAGGCGUUGGCGAUGAUCGGUCGCGGCGCGUUCGGAGAAGUCCGACUGGUCCGAAAGCGAGACACCGGCGAGGUUUACGCGAUGAAGAGCAUGCUGAAGGAGCACAUGAUCCUCAAGAACCAAGUAACGCACGUUAAGGCGGAACGAGAUGUUAUGGCCGAAGCGGAUGACCCAUGGAUUGUCAAGCUCAUGUACAGCUUUCAGGAUGACGUUAACCUGUACAUGGUGAUGGAGUUUUUGCCUGGGGGCGACUUGAUGGGGCUCUUGAUGAAGUACGACACCUUCGGAGAGGAUGCCACCAGGGUCUACAUGGCGGAAACUGCCAUGGCCAUCGCGAGGGUGCACGAGCUGGGGUACAUUCACCGCGAUCUCAAGCCUGACAACAUCUUGCUUGACUGGGACGGCCACGUCAAGCUCACAGACUUGGGGCUGUGCACGAAGAUGCAGCCGGAGCAGCUGAACUUGCUGCCCGACGUCCCUGAGGAUGACCUGAUGGGGGGGAUGGAGGUCUGUCAGCCCCCGAUUGCUGGGCAGGCGGGGGCAGCGCAGGCAGGCGGCGCUGAGGGCGGGGGGGGUGGGGGGGGUGGGGGAGGAGGAGGAGACCCAGGGCGGUCUUCAAGUGCUACCCCGGGUCACCGUGAUCGCACCCUUGUGUACUCCACCGUAGGAACGCCGGACUACAUCGCUCCCGAGGUCCUGCAGCAGAAGGGCUAUGGCAAGGAGUGCGACUGGUGGUCCCUGGGCGUGAUCAUGUUCGAGUGCCUGGUGGGGUACACGCCCUUCUACGCGGAGGAUCCCGUGACCACGUGCCGGAAGAUUCUCAACUGGCCGCGUUUCCUCGAGAUACCGGAGGAGACGGCGAUCAGCGUGUCGGAGCCGUGCAUGCGAUUUUUGACGUCUCUCAUCAGCGCGGCCCCAGACCGACUGGGCAAGAACGGCGUUGGAGAGGUGAUGGCGUCCACGUGGUUGGCCGGCGUGCCGUGGGAGAGGAUCCGGGAGAUGCGCGCCCCUUACGUAACGGAUGGCGCUGCGCGCGUAAAGGAUGUGUUGGCUCAACUAUCCAAGCUUGAGCCUGGAGACGCCAGACAGCCGGCCGCGGUGGAGCUCGUUACGUCCAACUUCGACAAGUUCAGCGACAACGGCGAGGUGCGGUGGGAGAAGGCCGCUCGAGUAGCACAGCGACGAGACCGCGACAACGACUUCAUUGGGUACACCUAUAAGCGGAAGGUCAACAAGCCCGACCGGGGGGGCCUGGGCGGAGACCUUUUCGCCGCCCCUCUGCCCGAGGAAACACAGCAGACACAGCCGCAGCCCGCUGCGCCAGGACAAGGUCACAGGUAGUAGCUCCGGCGACGAAGCGGUGGCUAGCCCUGACGGAGUGUUUGUGUCGACGCCUGCUGGUGUUGGAGGCGAGAAGAGGACGUAAAAGUUAGAGAAGGAGGGGAGGGUUUGACCUAGACCCACGACCACCCCAGCUGAGUUUUGAGGGUAUAGUAUUUGGGGAAGAAGGUCGGGCUAAGCCGACCCGACCUGUCGGCGCCAAGGUGGAGUGUGUUUGUUCGGGCUCACCUGACCUCGAGUUUAGAAAGACGGAGGCAAGCCGCGGGCGUUGUUGCCGUGAUGGCCGACCUCUCUCUCUAGGAAGGGACGACGGAGGAGCAGCCAACACGGUACAAGCCCGUGUGCUGA
Messenger RNA from Ectocarpus siliculosus, 2172 nucleotides. Lineage: Eukaryota; Phaeophyceae; Ectocarpales; Ectocarpaceae. The record is from the annotation of a GenBank genome assembly.